AUGCACCCCGACUGCAACACUACCCCAGGCAUCAACACCUCCACAUGCUUGUCUGACUGGGAGCCGUGCUGUUAUGGCCAGAUCAACUCUCCUGCAAAGCUACACUCGCCACACCCGGAGCGCUCGAUCGCCGAUGAGGUUGAUUGUUGGGACAUCUUCAACAAGUGUCAUUCUACUUCUGGUACCAAUAUCUCUACCUGCAUCUCCGACAAGGCUGCUCAUGAUGAAGGCGAGAACGAGCAGGGCGAUGAUUUGAUCUAUACUGUAUUCAUGGAUGGUACAUCACUCUGA
This is a messenger RNA of Penicillium expansum, 291 nucleotides long. RefSeq lists its product as uncharacterized. The record is from RefSeq and is a predicted model, not a curated record. The transcript has a single exon. Bases 1 to 291 code for a protein of 96 amino acids. Lineage: Eukaryota; Fungi; Ascomycota; Eurotiomycetes; Eurotiales; Aspergillaceae.